GCUAACGUAACCAAUUGGAUUAUCUGCUGGAGAAAAAAAUCAUCCGCCCAUCCACAUCACCCUACGCCGCAACGAUUAUCUUCACCCCUAAAAUGGACGGAGGGCUUUGGAUGUGUACCGACAAUCGAGCGCUCAACAACAUCACCAUCAAGUCGCUUUACUCGAUUCCACGAGCCGAUGAUCUUAUCAACCAACUUGGGGGGGCCAGGAUUUUUUCCAAGAUUGACCUACGAGGAGGUUACCACCAAAUUCGUGUCACCGAAGCUGAUAUUCCAAAGACUACAUUUCGAACCCGUUACGUAAGAGACGAGUAUACCUUGAUGUCGCUUGGGUUGACGAACGCACCCGCAACUUUUCAACUGACCAUGAAUGAAGUCUUCUGCUCGCUACUGGACAAGUGCGUCAUCGUCUACCUGGACGACAUCCCGGUGUACAGCAAGACUCGAGAACAAUAUUUGCAAGACCUGGAAGCAAUUUUGACCCUCUGUGAUCACCACCGACUCAUCACCAAAGGCUCCAAGUGCGGAUUUCUAAAGGAGGAACUGGAUUUCGUGGGGCACGUAAUCUCAACCGAAGGCGUUAAAAUUGAUCCCCAAAAAAUCGAUACCAUUCGCAACUGGGAGCCGCCUACUAACAUCAAGGAGUUGCGGAGUUUUCUGUGGUUUGUCAACAUCGUGCACGGUUUUAUCCCUAACAUGGCGGAGUCCACUGCCCUGCUAACCGACUUGCUGCAGAAGGGUUUUUUUUUUUAGUGGGAGGAGAGGCAGCAAGCUAU
This is a messenger RNA of Closterium sp. NIES-67, 775 nucleotides long. The record is from the annotation of a GenBank genome assembly. NCBI's taxonomy places the organism in Eukaryota, Viridiplantae, Streptophyta, Zygnematophyceae, Desmidiales, Closteriaceae.